Molecule: messenger RNA, 3527 nt
Organism: Helicoverpa zea (corn earworm)
Lineage: Eukaryota; Metazoa; Arthropoda; Insecta; Lepidoptera; Noctuidae
Gene: Ets65A
Product: DNA-binding protein D-ETS-3
Exons: 9
Coding region: 192-1352 (386 amino acids)
Biological process (GO): regulation of transcription by RNA polymerase II; cell differentiation
Cellular component (GO): nucleus
Molecular function (GO): sequence-specific DNA binding; DNA-binding transcription factor activity, RNA polymerase II-specific
Source: RefSeq, a predicted model, not a curated record
AAUUUACAUGAGAACAUUCGUUUUGUGGGACAGUGAGAGUAUAAAUGGAUUAGAUUUAGAAAGUGAUAGUCUGGAAGCAGGGUUUGUUACUAAGGAGUGGUAUCACUGCCAUGUGAUACCACAAGACAGCUACCACGACGGAGAGAGACGGCAAAGACAAAAAGCGACCGAAAAGAAAACGAAUAUCCGAUAUGAGGGUUGACAUCCGCAGUUUAAAGUGUGCAUCUGCACUCCGCGCUGGCCUCAAAGCUGCAAUGUACGAAAGCAGCUGCUCCUACGCAGGAGCCUUAGAAUUAAAGAGAAGCGCAUUAAAGGAGGAGCCAUGGCCUGCCACAGAAUGGCCGCCUUACCGUCUUCAUCAGUCUACCUUCGAGCAGUUGAAACAGAGCGUGGAGAAGGCGAAAGCUGCCUUACAAGACAGGUCAGGACUCCUGGGCACGGCUACUGCCUUCGGUGACUUCUAUGGCGGGCAGCUGGGCCAGGAUGCCACUGGCUCCACGCUCGGCUUUGGACGGACGGCGAGGACAGAAGAGUCGAUGCUCGGGAAUAUGGAUAAAAAUAAAACUAUUGGUUCAGACAAGCUGUCUGGUGGGGUCGGUAAGGGGUACAACACACCGACACUGUCGGACACGCUACGGGCAACUAAGUGUUCAGAUGCCUCUUACAAAAGUACUUGGUCAACUCACGCUACGUCACAAGGUUCGCAAGGCUAUGGGUCCAAUACGAUUUCAGCAAUGUCGAAGUCGACGCUUGACGCGCACUCGCACUUACGUCAGCCAGACCCUUAUCAAAUGUUUGGCCCGACGAGUAGUCGACUCGCAAACUCAGGUUCGGGCCAGAUACAACUGUGGCAGUUCUUACUAGAACUCCUGAGCGACUCCAGUAACGCCGGCUGCAUCACAUGGGAGGGCACCAACGGGGAGUUCAAGCUCACGGACCCCGACGAGGUGGCCCGUCGGUGGGGAGAACGAAAGUCCAAGCCCAACAUGAACUAUGACAAACUCAGUCGCGCCCUCAGAUAUUACUACGACAAGAAUAUAAUGACAAAAGUACAUGGCAAGAGGUAUGCCUACAAGUUUGACUUUCAAGGGUUGGCUGCGGCCACGCAACCGGCGGCCAGUGACCCCGCUUACAAGUACCAGAGCGAUCUGUUCAUGAGCUCGUAUCACCACUCGGCGAAGCUCUCGUCGUUCAUGUCGCCACACGCGGCGAUGCCAACCUCCACAGCAUCAAUAUUCCCGUCGGCGUCUUGGGGCAACUGGGGCGGCGGAGGGAGCAACUUGUACUCGCCCCACUCCAUGGCGCCUCCCCACGUGCCGUCACACCUAGGAUCCUACCCGCAUUAUGCAUGACCAAUUUAAUUUUAUCAUAAUUAUUUCAUUAAUUCAAUACGUCUUAUAAUUUAACGUAAAACCCAUAAUUUUUAAUUCUUUACUAUUUAUUGGCAGCAUAAAAAGAAAUAAUUUUAGUGUUAAAUUCAGAAUUUAGUUUAAUUUUUACGUGCGUGGUAGAAAUUAUUAUAAUUCGUUUCGGUUUCGCUCAUGAGUUCAUACGUUAUAUAUAUAUGUAAUGUACUUCUUAAAAUGUUUCCUUCAUAAAUUAUGUAUAUAUUUACAUUAUCAAAUAUUGCAACAAGCAAUAUAUAUUUUUUGAUAUUUCAAUCGAAGGAACCCUUUUGAAAUAUCUUUUAUUAUAUAGCUAUCUAAUAAUCUGUAAACUGAUUACCAUUUAUUCUGAAAUUUUUAUAGUUUUAAAUCCAUUUUGAUAACAGGUAGGUACUUUUAUUUUACUUUUAUUGUAAAAAUCAAAUAUUUUAAUGUUAUCUUCAGUCAUGAAUGUAUUUUUCUUCUGAUAAGCGUCUGAUGGACCGCAACACUAGUCUUUUAUCAAAGAAUGAUGUAAAUAAUAGAUACUCAUUAAAAUAAGUAGAAUUAUUCGUUUAGGAUAACAAAAUAAAUGAAAAAAAAUUGGUCGUACGAAAAGUAUGGUGAAAAUAACGAAUACUUCUUGUUUACAAGCUGAUCAGUGUGUUUUGCAAUAACAUUUCAAAUAUCUUAUUGGUUUCCAAAAUACUGACAAGAAACGCAAUUUCUUCACACAAAACAUCGUCACUUUGACACCUUCAGCUUUGAACUGUACGUAGGUUAUAUACUUAAAUAUAAGUACGAGCAGUCGUACUCAUAUGUAAGUAUUUUAGAUUGGCCUCGUAAUUUCUGAACAGUGUUAUCGUCCAAUAUCGACUCUUCCACUUUGAUUUUCAGAUUUAUUUUCUUAAGUUAUUGCAAAAUGACCUCAGAAAAGUAUUCGCUAAUAAAAAAAAUAAGCACAAUCGCCACGUAUAGUUAACGAUUGGUGAUAUUAUACUCAGUAUUAUUGAACUUAUUAAAUAAAUACUUAUAAGCAGAACUGUUUUAUUAAAUCCCAAAUGAUUUCUAUUGCGAACAUAAACUUGAGAUAAAAAAAAAAAAUAUCAAAGCUCAAAAAUGUUGUGCCACUAUAAGUAUGCUGAGGUAAAGUCGGCCGAUUUGUCGAAACGCAGGUUGUAACAUUUUCUUACGUCGUCAGCCUUUUUUGUACAUAUUAUUGUAAUCAUCAGUAUUACAAAGAAGCAAUAACCACAUUGUAUUCCUAUGUUAUUGCUGAUUACAUUAAUUUUUAAAUACAUAAAGCUUUACUAUGUUUCCGAUUCUCAAUCAAUUUUUAAUUCGCCUUAUUUCUUGGAAGGCGAAAAAAGGUAAAAAAGACAAUGUUUUUUAAUUUGAUAUAUUUAUUAAAAAUAUUUCAAAAUAGGUUUGUUAUCAGUAUUACCCCACUGUACCAAAUAAUUUCAACUGUGAGUAAUAAUAGAUGUGUAUAUAAUAUUAGAUUAUUUUAAAAAGUGCAAUCGUAUUAGUAAUAGUUUAGUUUAGAUUUAAAUUAUUCGUAUAAUUAAUUGUUUAUAAAAAGUAUUACCAUCAAUUUUAUUGUAUAGUAAUUUUAAUUUUUAAAUUCGGUCCUUUUGUGAUUUGAACUGAUUUGAUAUUGGGUGUCGUCAUGCUAGCUUCGUUGCAGUCAAACAGUUUUUGAUGUGGGUCUUCUGUAGGCCCUUACUAAAAGAUACACUAGUUGCACAAUUUCACAAUUUUUGAUGGUUCUUUUACUCUCAAAUGUUUAGUGUGAAAAAUCCUAGCAUGAGAUGUCCCAUUGAGUGAGAAAAUUAAUAAGUAUUGCAUGUAAUUUAAUGUGUCAGCUAAUAUUUUGUAGCUAAGGAUGAUAAUUUUAGUUAAAAAAAAUAGAAUAAUUUUAAUCAUCCUCAGGUUUCAUGCCUAGGAUUGCAGUGAUUUGAAUAAAAUUCCAGUCAAGAGAUUAUUUAUUUUAUUUAUUAAGAAAUUGUUUAUCCAGUGUUAUUUUUUUGAGUGAUAUAAUAUAUUUAUUUUUUACCAAUGUGUCAAUAAUAAAUAAUGAAAACAUUUAGUCGUAGAAUACCAAUGUAUAGAUGUUAUUGUAUUUGAAAAUGAAUAAAAAUAAUUGAAACGUCUCAAUUACAA